AUGGGACGAGGGCCGACGCAGGACGAGGUUUAUCCGCAGAUCGAGUGUGCGACGGUGGAGGAGCUGGACGCGCCCUUCACCGAAUCGGAGAUAAGGGUGGUGCAGCACAAUUUAAACAGCAGAUCGGCUUCGGGGCCGGAUAAGCUUUCCAACAGACUAUUACGGAACUUGGACGAUAAGGCAGUGGAACUACUAACUGAGGAGAUCAACAGAGUAUGGGAGGAAGGAGAGGUGCCCGACGAAUGGAAAGCGGCCUCGGCCACGGCGGGCAUGGGCCUGGGAGUCAAAUUCCAGGCCUUUGUCACGUCGUUUCUCAUGAACAGAACUGUUACUAUUCAAGCGGAGCAUAUUCGGUCGAGGGAAUACAAAUUGGGACCUCGGGGUGCCCCCCAGGGUUCAGUUAUCUCACCGCUGCUCUUCAACAUAGUCAUCAAGAUUCUUGCAGACAGGCUGGGUGGCCUGCGGGGCAUAGGACACGCACUUUACGCGAAUGACAUUACGAUUUGGUGCCCGGGGGUUCCCUAG
This is a messenger RNA of Rhipicephalus sanguineus (brown dog tick), 525 nucleotides long. RefSeq lists its product as uncharacterized. The transcript has 3 exons. NCBI's taxonomy places the organism in Eukaryota, Metazoa, Arthropoda, Arachnida, Ixodida, Ixodidae. Bases 1 to 525 code for a protein of 174 amino acids. The record is from RefSeq and is a predicted model, not a curated record.